UGCCCUGCCCUGGCUUGCCAAGAUGGGCAAGAAGAAUAAGAAGGAGAAGAAGGCCAAGGGGGCCGAGAAGACGGCUGCCAAGAUGGAGAAGAAAGUCUCCAAGAGGACCAAGAAAGAGGAGGAGGAUCUGGAGGUGCUGAUCGCCCAGUUCCAGUCUCUGGACGCUGCAAAGACGCAGGUGCUGGAGACCCCCUGCGCCCCUCCCUCCCCGAGGCUCAACGCCUCUCUCUCUGCACACCCCGAGAAAGACGAGCUCAUCCUGUUCGGAGGUGAAUAUUUCAAUGGCCAAAAAGGGUCGAAGUCCGAGAAAAAGAGAAGGCGACGAGGCGCAGCGAAAGGGGAGCCCCAUCAGGCUGGUGGUGGAGGGGACGAGGCGGAAGGACAGCCUCCCCGUGGACCCGUGGAGAUUGUCAAGGAGGUGGUGGCAGAAGACGGGACUGUGAUGAUUGUCAAGCAGCUGAUCUCAGCUCCCCAGGGAAAAUCAACGGAGUCCCCGGAAUCGGAAGGAGAAGACGAGGAUGUGGGGAACGGAGCCUCCAAUCCUCCGGUGGAGCCCUGCCCCCGCUCCAAUGCCAUGCUGGCCGUGAAGCACGGGGUGCUCUACCUCUACGGGGGCAUGUUUGAGGUGGGGGACCGCCAGUUCACUCUCAACGACCUCUACGCCCUCGACCUCCACAAAAUGGAAGAGUGGAAGGUCCUGGUGGAGAUGGACCCAA
This is a messenger RNA of Thamnophis sirtalis, 716 nucleotides long. The record is from RefSeq and is a predicted model, not a curated record. Lineage: Eukaryota; Metazoa; Chordata; Lepidosauria; Squamata; Natricidae.